Molecule: messenger RNA, 1373 nt
Organism: Notothenia coriiceps (black rockcod)
Lineage: Eukaryota; Metazoa; Chordata; Actinopteri; Perciformes; Nototheniidae
Product: immediate early response gene 2 protein-like
Exons: 1
Coding region: 171-701 (176 amino acids)
Source: RefSeq, a predicted model, not a curated record
UCUCUCUCAUUUCUGAGAGUACAACAACUGGUGAACAUCUGAAGUCUGAGCUUAGGAACUAGAAACUAUAAAGUCUAACUCAGGACAGAUACGAUUUAUCUGUUCGUUACUAAAAAAAGAAAGUAACCAAAACUAACCGUGCGUAAUUACGCGGCGUAAAAACUAGAAGAAUGAUUGCCACAACCGCUAUGGAAGUGAACGCCGAAGCCAGACGGAUCCUGGCCGUGUCGAUAAGCAAGCUGUACGCCUCCAGGAGCCAGAGAGGCGGGCUGAGACUGCACCGGAGCCUCCUGCUCUCCCUGGUCAUGAGGUCUGCCCGGGACAUCUACCACUCCUCCCGGGAGAUUGAGAUGCCGUGCGCCGCGCAACCGACUCCGGAACCGAUGGAGACGAGCUCCAGCAGCCCAGCGGGGGAACAGAUUGUUCCGGAGUCUCAGCCGGAGCUCCAGACCUCAGAGGAGUCGGAAAGCGGAGACGAAGGGUGUGAGGAGGGUGAUAUCACAGAGGACAAAGAGAACAUGAGCCCCACCAAGCAGUCCAGGAAACGCCGGGGAAAAGCAGCGGCGGCGCCAGACUUCCUGCCCAUUAAGAGGGCGAGGCUGGAGCCCGGGGAGGAGAGGCACGCGGCUCCACACUGCCGAGGAGCGGAGUCUCUGAGCGCGUUGUCUCUGAAUCUAAACCGGGCGAUAGCUGCCUUCUGAGGGGACAAAACAACCUCCUAUGUAAUGGAGUGAUUCUGAACUUUACGUAACCGAAAAAGGGCUGGUUUGACCCCCUUUUACGCACCGAGGAGCUGAGCGACACCGCCGGUCCCGGGACUGAAGGAUUACCCGGGCCACAGUGCGAGCUCUCCGGCUGCUGAAGGAGCCCCGGAGAGGCAGAGGAACCAGGCCUGAUGGAGCACAGGCUGGGAAAAGUUAGAGGAAGAAACUUAAAGGGUUUUUUAUUCUUUGUUUCCUGGUGAUUCACACUUAGCAUGAGUCCAAACAAGAGACUGGCGCUGACUCAAAGUGUGUGAAUGAGUGAAUCAGCACAUGAGUCACAGAAGAAGAAAUGAACUCAUAAGACUUUUGGGGAAUUUCCUGCCAAACAACUCAAACAGGAAGGACUUACACACACAUACAAACACAUUCAAAUGCUGCUGUGGACUUUUGGUAGAUCGAUACUACUGCUGUGGGACUUUCCUGUGAUCACGUGGUGCUUUGAGAGCAACAGCACGAGCUGUCUGGAGAAGAGAUGUAAAGUCACUGAAAUGUUAAUGUGUCAUAUCAGACAUGUGAACGAUAAUAUUACCUCACAUUCAAAGCUGCUUUUUUUACCUGAAUGAUGAAUUCAUUUUGUGUAAAUAUUUGAAAUAAACACAUUCAAAGGUA